Formica exsecta is the source of this 1160-nucleotide messenger RNA. Its product is annotated as protein SHQ1 homolog. The annotation marks the transcript as partial. Lineage: Eukaryota; Metazoa; Arthropoda; Insecta; Hymenoptera; Formicidae. The transcript has 5 exons. Gene Ontology annotation, biological process: box H/ACA snoRNP assembly. Gene Ontology annotation, cellular component: cytoplasm; nucleoplasm. The record is from RefSeq and is a predicted model, not a curated record.
UUAUACUGUAUAAUAAUAAUAUAUAUUUUCCUGGGGGGAAAUUUUAAGGCAGCAUGGAUUAAGGAAAUAAUAGAUCUUCCCACCCCUGAUACAACUCCUGAAGCAGAAAGAAAAAGUUUGCAAGAAAAAUGUGAAUUGGAAGAUUUCAAUGAAGAACAUUAUAUGGCAGAUCUUAUGGAGCCAGAAUGUACCGAAUCAUAUAUAGCGUAUACAGCAGAAUGGGAUAUGCUGCAGAAAGACAAAGUUACAUUUAGCGAAGCUGAGAUUGAUCUAUUAAAAGAUCUUCCAAAUAAGGAAUAUUUAUUAGAUGCUGAAGAUAUAAAAAAGUUAUGUUUAAAUCUUAUUGAUAUUUUAUAUGCCAGUUGUUACAACCAUCGAACUACAUUAGGAGAAAAUACUGUAGAAAGCAGUUGGACCAUUAAUAAGCUAAGCUCUACAUUAUGUUGGUUCCAAAAUUUUACUUCUGUGGAUGAAGUUAUUACUGCAUGCUUCCGAAGAUCACUUUGUUAUCCACUUUACAGAAAUUGGGAGCUUUCUAUGAAAGUUUUCGAAGAUGUUAAAAAAGCUCUCACAUUAGGAAAGAAAUAUAUUAUCAAAGUCUUCUGUGAAAUACAUAGUCUUUUUAACAACUCGUAUGAACCAAGAUACAUAUUAAACCAAUUAUACAUAAAGGACUUUUUAAUUUGGCUGCAAGCAUCUCCUGAAUCAUUAAUAGAACCACUUCACUCUAUGUUAAAUAAUAUUCAUCCAAGCAAAGCAAGCAUGGGAUUGGAUUUAGUAGAACUGGAAGUGGCAGCUUAUUCUGUUCAAGAAGAGGGACUUGUUAUAGAAAAUGCUGUUCAUGAGAUGGUUGGACAAAUCGAUGAAUUGUGUUUAAAUGAUUCUGAGAAAGAAAAGCCAAAGAAUAUAUAUCAUGUUAACAAACAAUUUUUUAAGCAUUUGUAAGUAUUUUUAUAUAUAUUUGGUUUGAUUGUUAACAGCUGUCUUUAAUAUAUGUGUGUGUUUAACAUUGCUAACAUUUAUUCUUUGUGUAUUAUUUCUAAUAUUUAUCUAAUAUUCACAUUUAACUUAUAUUAUCUUCAUGAUGUGUAGAUGAUAUCUAAUUUUUUUGAUUACAUGUUACAUAAUAACUAAUACUCGACAUAAUAUAAUCAUUGCUC